AUUGAUCGAUCCAGAGACCGGAUUUGACAAAACCGCGGUUGGUUUCUCUCAGGCUGUACGCUUAGGGUUCCGAUUGUGCUUGUACGGAUUGGUCCACCUUGAUUUGUCUUGACCUGGUGUAAAUAUGUCUAAAAUUAUGAUUGACCUGCCCAUUUUUCUGGGCGCUUAUGUUGGUGCAAUCAUGGUGAUCGAACAAUUUGGUAGGAGUACUUAAGUGCUCAUAGUUACUCCCUCGGUCUCUCCCAUCCUGCUUGCAAAACGAUCUUAUAUUAUGGAAUGGAGUGAGUAAUAAAGUUUUAGUGGGUUCAAUUCUUGGGCAAAAUGGAAAAUUUUGACCCAAAAACGUAACUAAUUCAUAAAAUUAACUGUCCGCGAAAAAAAUCCAUCUGUCUGAUCCUUUUUUUCUGGUGCCUUUGUCUUAGACGCCACACUACAUUGUUUGGCGUCUGAUACUACGUUGUAUGGCGUUCGAGACCUAGUGUGGCUCUUAAGACAUAGGCGCCACACUACACUGUGUGGCGCCUAAGGCAAAGACGCGACACACUGCAGUGUGACGUCUGGUUGUCGUGCGCCACACGAAAGGAUCAACUGUGUGAAUUUUUUCAAACACGGUUCAAUUUGUGAAAUACUUCCGUUCACGGGUCAAUUUUGUUAAUUCUGCCUAAUUCUUGUGUCUUGCCAGAAUUAAACUGUUCGCUAACGAGACUUAGCAACCGAGUUUAUCCCCAGAUAAAUAAUUAGCUUUCGAAACUUCUGCCUGGUGCCAACGACUUUGUUUGAGAUCUGAUACUUGCAGCUGCAUUCCAUCACCGCUUGAACUUCGUCAAAAUCACUACUUGCAACUGUAUUAAACCUUUGAUUGGCCAAGGGCUGGAAAUAGGUAAGCUGACCUAUGGGCAUCAUCAAGAUCAAGCUCGCCGUGGACAGGCCGCAGAACCGUGUGUUGUUCGCUGAUGCGGGUUCCGAUUUCGUCGACGUCCUCCUCUCCUUCCUCACUCUGCCGCUCUCUGCCCUCCAGUCCUGCACAAUAGGCGCGUCAUCCUCACAAGGAUGCCUUUCCAACCUCUGCGACAGCGUCGACCACCUGAGAAACAGUAGCUUGCUGAAGGUUGAGGCCUGCCAUGGCAUGCUUCUCACGCCUGCUCACACCAAUGAGUUCCAGCUGUGCAAGUCAACUGACAGUACCAAGGACCUUGAGAUUUCCAGGCUCUGCAAGUGUUUCCUAGUUAUGGCUAGAGUGUUGCAUGUCUACGAGCAAGUAGGCUGCAAAGAGACGUUUGUAGGUGGCAAAGAACGGUAUGUGAUCAGUGAUGAUAUGAAAAUCAAGCCAGCAUCAACCAGCACCAUGCUAUUGCUGCCUCAGGCGUUCGAUUCUGAUGGUAUCGGUCAUGGCUUUGAGGAGGUCGAAGUGAGCGUCUCCAGGACACAAGUUUUAUCCAUGUUGAAGGCCUUUCUUUCGUCAGACACCGUACUCACUGAUGCAUUUCUAUCAAAGGGAACUGAUAAUCAUAAGGCCACUCAUGCCACUGUGGCACCGAUCAUCCGUCAGGAUAUUAUUCCAUUGUAUCAAGAUCCUGCAGGUUCAGAAUGGAAGAUAAAAGUCUUUUACCACACCCGUGAAAAGAAGGUCAUGUAUGCCGAAUGCAACCAUGAGUUCGUCGACAUGCUCCUCGGAUUCUUGACUUACCCUAUCAGCUGUGUGAUCAAGAACAUGGGGGCUGGCACUUGCCAUCUUGGCAGGUGCUUUGACAAUCUCUAUAGAAGCGUCACUGAUCUCAACGAUGUUGGGCGCUUAACAGAUGUUCUCUCCAAUAUGAUGUUCCUGGAUCCAGGCGUUAUGCCAUUUGACAUUUUUACCAACAUCAGGUCAUAUCGGGCCCUUGACUGCCGGUGUCCAAAGGAUGAUAAAACACAUUAUUGCUGGCAUCCUGAGAUUGUUGAGAGUGGGAACUAUGUCGUCGGCGAUGAUCUACUUGUGCAUCAGGCCUCUGCCAUGUCAGUGAUGAGGCAUUGGUGCGGGAUAGACAAGGCUAACGUACUGGAGAUGGGCAUUGCUGUCGGGAAACAGGAGGCUGUUGAGCUGCUGCGAGCUUUGCUGACUUCAAAGACGGCAUUGACCGAUGUGUUCAUCAGCAGGCUGGAGGAGAUGCAGAUAUUUGUCAAGUUCCCUUGGGGUAAGACCAUAACCGUACAGGUUGUGAAAUCCGAUACUGUUGCCACCGUCAAGAGCAGGAUGAAGGAUAAGGUGUCCCUGUCGACGGGAUGCCGUCAUGAAUUGGUCUAUCGUAGCAGAUAUCUUAGAGACACGUGCACCAUUGCUGAAUGUAACAUCACCAGAGAUAGCACUAUCACCUGUGAAUUUUACAAGUGAUGCUGUCAGGAUCAGAAGAAGUGCAAAACGGGUUCGGUUAUCGAACGGUGGAGAUCACUUCCUCGCGUACCGCUUCGUUGUGUACCGUUAGAUAUUAACUGUAGUAAAUCUGUUGUCGGAACUGUAGCUUCACUUUCCCUUUUCGGUAAAACCUCUAGCCUAUAUAAGCUGCCGGGUUGUGGCUAAGCUGGCAUCUUAAUCUUUUCCCUUGUCAUCGAACAAGCAUAUACUUCGAAUAUACCUUACAUCGGGAUGAACUUUCCCCUUUUUCCUCAA
Molecule: messenger RNA, 2647 nt
Organism: Hordeum vulgare subsp. vulgare (domesticated barley)
Lineage: Eukaryota; Viridiplantae; Streptophyta; Magnoliopsida; Poales; Poaceae
Exons: 5
Coding region: 893-2371 (492 amino acids)
Molecular function (GO): protein binding
Source: RefSeq, a predicted model, not a curated record